Bufo gargarizans (Asiatic toad) is the source of this 6668-nucleotide messenger RNA. It is a transcript of the gene ITGA8, whose product is annotated as integrin subunit alpha 8. The coding region runs from base 131 to 3289 and encodes 1052 amino acids. The transcript has 30 exons. Lineage: Eukaryota; Metazoa; Chordata; Amphibia; Anura; Bufonidae. Gene Ontology annotation, cellular component: integrin complex; external side of plasma membrane. Gene Ontology annotation, biological process: cell-matrix adhesion; cell adhesion mediated by integrin; cell-cell adhesion. The record is from RefSeq and is a predicted model, not a curated record. Gene Ontology annotation, molecular function: integrin binding.
CCUGAUGGGACCUCCCCCUCCUCUCCCGCUUUCCUGAGGGGGGUGCAGUCCAGCAGUCAGUGCUCCGGCUGCUCAGGGCUCAGUCCUACCUUCCUCCAUCAGUGCUCGGCUCAGGACCUCUGGAUACACGAUGCUACAUGAGUGGAGCCUGCCCCUGCUGCAGCUGCUGCUGCUCUUCUUGCUUUGCCCCCCUGCACCCCUUGCCUUUAACCUGGACGUAGACAAGGUCACAGUGUACAGUGGACCCCAGAACAGCUACUUUGGAUACUCUGUGGACUUCUACAUCCCGGACUCCAGAACAACCAGCGUAUUGAUUGGAGCCCCCAAAGCCAACACCAGCCAGCCGGAGAUAGUGGAAGGAGGAGCGGUGUACUACUGCCCAUUCCCAAGUGCGGGGACUGGAUGUAAGAGGAUUCCCUUUGACAACACCAACAACAGACAAGCCAGAAUCAAUGGAACCAAACAGAUGCUGGAGUUCAAGUCUCAACAAUGGUUUGGGGCAACAGUCCGGUCUCAUAAGGAAAAAGUUGUGGCUUGUGCCCCUUUAUAUCACUGGAGGAGCGUGAAAGAUAUAAGUGAAAGAGACCCUGUUGGCACUUGCUAUGUGACCGUACAGAACUUCAGCACGUAUGCCGAAUACUCCCCCUGCCGCAACCAGAAUGCUGACCCGGCAGGACAAGGCUACUGUCAGGCGGGAUUCAGUUUGGAUUUCUAUAAGAAUGGAGACCUUGCAGUUGGAGGACCCGGCAGCUUUUACUGGCAAGGGCAGGUCUUCAGUGCCAACAUCGCGGAAAUAAUUAAAGGCUAUUCCUUCAGGAACAUUAUCAGAAACCUUACUGGAGAGAAGAAGACCAAAGUGGGCGACUCUGUCUAUGAUGAUAGCUACAGAGGGUACUCGGUGGCCGUAGGAGAAUUUACAGGCGAUUCAGAGCAAGAGUUGGUGGCUGGAAUCCCGAGAGGCGAGCAGAACUUCGGAUAUGUCACCAUCAUUGACUCUACAGACAUGACGUACAUCCACAAUUUCACAGGUGAUCAGAUGGCUUCCUACUUCGGAUAUACAGUUGCCGUGUCAGAUGUAAACAGUGACGGUUUAGAUGAUGUCCUGGUGGGGGCGCCACUGUACAUGGACCGCGAAUUUGAGAGUAACCCAAAGGAAGUGGGCCAAGUCUACAUCUACUUGCAGGAGAGUCCCCUCGUCUUCAAAGAUGCCCGCUUACUGAAAGGGGCCGAGGUGUUCGGCAGAUUUGGCAGUUCCAUUGCAAAUCUAGGGGAUUUAAAUCAAGAUGGAUACAACGAUGUCGCCGUCGGAUCCCCAUUUGGAGGGGAAGACAGAAAGGGAAAAGUAUUUAUUUACAACGGGGAUAAAAACGGGUUAAAUGAAGAACCGUCUCAAGUCCUGGAAGGAUCCUGGGCCUCAACGUCACUGCCGGCAGGAUUUGGCUUCACCUUAAGAGGGGAUUCAGACAUAGACAAGAAUGAUUAUCCAGAUCUGAUUGUUGGGGCUUUUGGAGCAGGAAAAGUGGCUUUGUACAGGGCCAGACCUGUAGUUACAGUGGACGCCGAGCUUCAUCUUAAUCCCAUGAUCCUGAAUCCUGACGACAGAACCUGCUCGCUUUCCAUCUCCGACACCGUGGAGCUGCUGGUGUCUUGCCUCACUGUGACGGUGUGUAUGGAUGUAUCCGGACAAGGUAUUCCACGUCACAUAGCUCUGAGAGCUGAACUGGAACUGGACUGGUUAAAGCAGAAGGGAGCAGUGAAGAGAACCAUCUUCCAUGACUACGGCACAACGCACCACGUGUUCAAUGUGAUCGUUGGGAAGGAUAUCGGAAAGCAGUGUCUGGACUUUGUUGUUUAUCUCAGAGAAGAAUCGGAGUUUCGGGAUAAGCUCACCCCCAUCACUGUCAACCUGAAUUACAGCUUGGAGGAAUCUGCUUUCUUGAGUGACCAGGAUCUGAAACCAAUAUUGAAUCUCUAUAAGGAGCCAAAAAUACAGCAGCAGGCGCACAUUCUUGUGGACUGCGGAGAGGACAAUAUGUGCAUUCCUGACCUGAAACUCAAAGCCAAAUCGGACAAAAAGGAGCUGAUUAUAGGGGAAGAAAACCAUAUCCUCUUCAUCAUAAACGCGAGGAAUGACGGAGAAGGCGCCUACGAGGCCGAGCUCCAAGUCAACAUCCCAGCAGAAGCCGACUACGUGGGCAUUGAGCGUGGCAUGGAGGGUCUGCGACAGCUUAAUUGCGAAUACAAGAUGGAAAAUGAAUCCCGAAUGGUCGUGUGCGACCUUGGAAACCCCAUGGUCGCUGGAACUAAUCUCUCGCUUGGUCUACGAUUUAUGGUCCAGAGGUUGGAAAGCGCCGACAGCAUCAAAUUUGAUCUUUUUGUAAAAAGUUCUAACAAGGACAAUCCUAACAGUAACUUUGUCAGUCUAGAAAUUUUCAUCACUGCUGUGGCCCAGGUGGAGAUCAGAGGAGUUUCUCAUCCCCCUCAGAUCGUCCUGCCCAUUCCUAACUGGCAACCUAAGGAAAAACCAGCUGAAGAAGUGGAAAUAGGACCCUUAGUUCAACACAUCUAUGAGCUGCAUAAUAUUGGACCAAGUGCGGUUGGUGAAACACACCUGACGGUGGAAUGGCCUGCACAGAAUAAAGAGGAGUUCCUCCUUUAUAUAUUUCACAUCGAGACCGAGGGACCCAUACAUUGCUACCCAACCAGCGCAAUUAACACUUUAAAAAUUAAGCCAAGUGAACCUGAAGACACUCCAGAAUUAGCUGCUUUCCUACGGAAUUCCAGUGUCUCUCAUGCAGUGAGUCGGAGGGACAUAGCAGUGGCUGAGCCCCUGCGGCAUAACCCCAUCCCCACUAAACUACUGAAUUGCACCAAUGUGAAAUGCUUAACAAUCUCCUGCAAAGUAAAGCAAUUAAAAGGCGCAGAGCGGGCGGUGAUAAAGAUACGGUCGCGGUUAUGGGCUGAAACGUUCCUCCAGAGGGACAAUGAAUAUUACUCACUUACCGCCAGUGUGUCGUUCGAAGUAAAGAAGAUGCCAUAUAGUGUUCAACCGGCCAAACUGCCUGCGGCAAGUAUAGCUAUAAAGACAUCAGUGAUCUGGGCAACACCAAAUGUAACGUUCUCCAUUCCUUUGUGGGUCAUCAUACUGGCGAUUCUACUGGGACUGUUGGUUUUAGCCAUACUUACAGUAGUCAUGUGGAAGUGUGGAUUCUUCGACCGGGCAAGACCACCACAAGAAGAUGUAACCGAUGACACAGAGAAAUUAACAAACAAGACAUCUGAAGCAUGAACAAAUCAAGUGCUGUAAGACUAUGCAGAGGGCCAAAGAUUGAAUGCACCUGCAUCGCCACUAUGCUGCGUUGCAUCGAAGUUGCGCUGUACCAACAACUCAAGGAACAUUUGUUGAACAAUGCCUUAAAAAAAUAUUCCUUCAACAUCACAGAUGAAGUUUUUACUUGAAUCUUUGCUAGUUACAUGCAGAUGAGUUGCCUGAUGUGCACUCCAGAGUAACACAAACUGAGGCAGUGCCUGUAUUACUGUAUGGGGAUGUAGACUUCUCUGACCAAAUCUAGAACCACUACUGUUCUGUAAAGGAUCUUGGAAGAUGUCCAUGAUGGAACAGAACUCCAUUGGAUCACUGGGAAGUGUCAGAUUUUUGACUGUUUUUGAAACUGACUAUGAAAGAUGGAGUUGGUCAUUUUAUAAGCGAAGCACAAGCUCCUUGUUCUUCUUCUCGAAACUUCCAAAAAUGUAAUGGAGAUCUCUAUAAUAUUUUAUACAUUUGUACAAAUGUCAAAAGGUUCUUGUUUAUAGAAGAUGUGCAGUUUUUCAUGAAUGCCAAACCAUGAUAGGCACCUACUCACUAUGGAAGUAAAGGCCAGAACUAGAGACAUCGUGCCUCAUUGAGGUUAUUCUUACUGGGUCAAGAGUUGGGUUUUGGCUUAAGUCCAGCUGAGUAGGUGGCAGAAUGGAACUUUUUGUGUUCUUCUCAGAAUGGCUGGUGACCUGAUAUCACUUUAUAUAGCAAUCACUUAAUUUAUAUCACUUGUUACACUGUUACAGUAUUAACAAUAUCGUAUUAAGCGGUGCCUUCAUGUGUGUCACAUGGGACGAGUAGCCAGCCAUGGUCUACAGAGGUUUUCCGACUACUCACGGUUGGUGAUUAUAAGAUAUUGCACUCAAUGAUGAAGCAAGAAAAGACUGGAUGAAACUAAGGUUUAACUACAGACUAAGUUUGUGGCCAGAGAAAACCACAUAGUCCUUCCAAAAAGACCACUAAUGUCCACUUUCCUUGCAUACGUCUUAGGAUAAAAACAUUCACAGAGGGCUGCUCAUGUAUGUAGAUUAUAUGCCUGUUCAACUAUUUCCAAAAAAAAACAGGUUUACCAGAAGACUUUUUGGGGCUACUCGAUAAAGGCCUUCAGUCUCAGACUAAUCCAAUAUAAGUCACAUAAACCUUACGGCAAAUUUUGUAGCUGCCCACUGUGAAGACCCUUUAUGUAUGAGAGGAACAUGGUUUUACUAACUGUAUCUAGGAAGUGCUUUAUGUAGAUGUAUCUCCAGGUGAGGUCUUACACUACAUUAUGAUGUAUAUGAACAGAUCAUUGCUUUGGAAUUGACUUCCCUGAGAGCAGUUCCUUGCUGUAGAACAACUUAAAAUAUACAAGCCAAUAUAUUUGAUUGAUCGUGAGACCAAUGGACUCCAGCCCUUGUCUCUGCAGCUCUUGCAAAACUAUAACUCAUGCUCUUAUAGCCUUUGACCAUGAUCCACAAGUUGGAAUCCAUGACCAGUACAUUGGACCAAUGAUGGCACACAGCUAUCACUUUAAGGGAUGUUGGAAUCACACGCCAAUGUAGAGGGUGCCACACAAAAAGUUUAUUCAAUCAAUUACACCAAUGAUAGCAUAUAUCAGUCAGUCAGAAUUCCAAGGAGUCCCGGAAACUUUCAGUUGGAUGUGGGGUAUCCAGUGGUGUAGCCAUAGGGAGUACAGAGGUAUUGGUCACAAUCAAACCCAGGUGGGCCACCAGCAUUAUAAAUGGUACAUGGAAGGUGGGGAGUCCUGGUUUUGCAAUGGGGGCAGUGAAUUUCAUAUUUUAGCCCUAGGGAAAUUCCUUGCUUUACCUUUGAUUAGAAGAUGUGCAAUAUGCAUGUGCCAUAGGGAAAAGUCUCUUCUAGGGUCAUAUAACAAUUCCACAGUGACACUUAAGCUUACCAUACAUUAUGGAUUUCAGAUGGCCAUCUUCUGAACGACUUGGUUGGUCUGUGAAGGUUGUUUUUUUUUUUCCGGUGACAAUACCAUAAUUAAAAUGACAAAUCACUGAUUGAUCUCUGUGAUCGGUAACCUGGUCUGUGCCUCUGGGAUGGACAUUUGGCAUGAACGCCUUUAAAACUACAGCACAAAAGAAAAUAUCCAGCAAGAUAGAUCGAAUCUUGGACAGAGAUCUGCCACUGGUCAGCAUCUGCCAUGCUUCUUAGUGUCUUAGUAGGUGUAAGUGGCCAAGCGCAAAAUGGUCUAACUCUGUCUAUAAUGUGAGGCCAACUUUUAAGGCUGUUCUCUGGGAAUAAGGAAAUUUUAGUAAGUGCCCACAGCCUGCCUUCCUGAAGAUUCAUACUUACCUGCUCCCUGCCACUCUGGUCCUCGGCGAUUCCUCCACUGUGUCCAUGUUUUGGUCACUGCGCUGUUGACAUCUGUAUUACCAUGAGCAUGGUCCCCUGCGGCCAAUGACUAUCUCCAUCAUUGUGGGCACAUCACCGCUGAAGCCAGUCAUUGGCUGCAGUGGCCAUGUGACCAUGCUAUAGUGCAGGGAGGGGAACAUGGACACAGUGGAGGCAGCACAGAGGAUCGGAGUGGAAUGGAGCAGGUGGGUAUGAAUUUUCGGCUUAGAGAGGCAGGCUGCGGGUGCUUACUAAAAUCCUCUUAUUCCCAGAGACACCCUCCAAGGUCACUCUCAAAAAUGAAAACUUCUUCUAGACUUAAGUAGUCAAUGAAACUUUUCUGUGCAAUAUAUAAUGAAGACAUGUUUACACUGGCAUUUGGUGCAUCUUUUUAUAUACUCGUAUAAGUUCUGAAAACCUAAGUAUCCAGAGGCAAUUAUUAUGAAUGAUGCAGUAUUGAUAGUGUAGCUAUAGGAGGAGCAGAGGUAGAAGUUGCACCUGUGCCUAGAUGCUUGAGGGGCCCGAAAUCCCCUUUGCCACAUAAGAAAACAUCAGUAAUGAAUGCACUUGAUAGGUGAGGGGUCCUGUUAUAGCUGAGGGCCCAGGAGCCCACAUUACACCUCUGAAUAUUUUUAUACCAAGAUCCUCUUUGUAUGCAUUUGAUACUCUGAUUAGGUUACUGAACUACGACCCCUAGCCAGACUAAAAGAAGCCAUGGGUGCACCCCAGUCAUUUCCAUUCCUCACGUGAUCGUAAUCAUAUUUUCAGAUAUACUUCAUUGGGAUCUUUUUCUUGGAAUACACAAAUCCACCGAAUGACCACUGGCUUUAGGUUUAUAUACGUAGUUCACAUCAUUGAGAGAUUUUCUUUCCAACCUGAUACUGUUUUUGCAUUAGGUCAGCAAUCACUUGUAGAAAUAACAUGAUUCUGGGAGAUGCUUGACGACAGACAUAUUAAAAGCCUAUGCAAUGUGCGAAGGACUCAAAAUAAUAAAAGAGCAAAUGUAAAAUAA